Diceros bicornis minor is the source of this 436-nucleotide messenger RNA. Its product is annotated as histone H2B type 1-C/E/F/G/I. The coding region runs from base 41 to 421 and encodes 126 amino acids. The record is from RefSeq and is a predicted model, not a curated record. NCBI's taxonomy places the organism in Eukaryota, Metazoa, Chordata, Mammalia, Perissodactyla, Rhinocerotidae. Gene Ontology annotation, cellular component: nucleosome. The transcript has a single exon. Gene Ontology annotation, molecular function: structural constituent of chromatin; DNA binding; protein heterodimerization activity.
CAAACACUUCAGUAUUUGAUUUUGUUCGUUCUCCGUCGAUAUGCCUGAACCGGCGAAAUCUGCUCCAGCUCCGAAGAAGGGCUCCAAGAAGGCGGUGACCAAGGCACAGAAGAAGGACGGCAAGAAGCGCAAGCGCAGCCGCAAGGAGAGCUACUCCGUGUACGUGUACAAGGUGCUGAAGCAAGUCCACCCUGAUACUGGUAUCUCGUCCAAGGCCAUGGGCAUCAUGAAUUCGUUUGUCAACGACAUUUUCGAGCGCAUCGCGGGCGAGGCGUCGCGCCUGGCGCAUUACAACAAGCGCUCGACUAUCACGUCCAGGGAGAUCCAGACGGCCGUGCGCCUGCUGCUGCCCGGGGAGCUGGCCAAGCACGCCGUGUCCGAGGGCACCAAGGCCGUCACCAAGUACACUAGUUCCAAGUAGAAGUCUUCAUAGCCG